Molecule: messenger RNA, 1929 nt
Organism: Orbicella faveolata
Lineage: Eukaryota; Metazoa; Cnidaria; Anthozoa; Scleractinia; Merulinidae
Product: bifunctional FAD diphosphatase/FAD synthase-like
Biological process (GO): FAD biosynthetic process
Molecular function (GO): FMN adenylyltransferase activity
Source: RefSeq, a predicted model, not a curated record
AUGCAAAAUGACCCUGAAUGUACAGCCGGAAUCAUUAUUAUUGGGGACGAGAUUUUAAAGGGUCAUACAAAAGAUACGAAUUCUUAUUUUCUGCUGAAGAAGCUGUGGUCCUUAGGAGUCAAGGUGGGGAAAGUGUCGGUCGUUUCGGACGAUGUGGAUGAAAUUGCCGGUGAAGUGAAAAAAUUCUCUUCUCGAUUUUCCGUCGUGAUCACCACCGGUGGAAUUGGCCCUACUCAUGACGAUGUUACAAUGCAGGGAGUCGCCAAAGCGUUUGAGGAAGAUGUAGUCCUCAACGAAGAGUUAGUGAGGUUGAUUUCGGGUGCGUAUGAACUUUCAGAACAUCAAAUCAAUUCGUCCCAUCUGAAAAUGGCCCGUGUCCCUUCCUCAGUCAAGCUGUCUUACGGCAAAGAUUCAUCUGGGAGACCGAGUAAUUUUCCCCUUAUCUCUGCACAUAACGUGUAUAUAUUCCCUGGUGUCCCUCAGUUCUUGGAAGAAGAGUUUGGCGUUUUAGAAAACCUGCUAUCAAUUUCGAACUCUAAGAAACGGUUUUUCCUGCGAAAGAUUUACCUCUCGGCAGACGAAACAGCUAUAGCUUCUGUUUUGGAUGAAGUGGAUGAGAAAUUUAAAGGGAUCGUACAUUUAGGAUCGUACCCUAAUGUCUGCAAUCAAGAAUUCAAGGUCAAGUUGACUGUGGAGUCUGAUACCAUGAGUAGCCUAGAGGAGGCCUGGCACUACCUUUUGGCAAGAUUGCCUGAGGACCUCAUUGUGAAGACAGAGGGAGGUAUCGCUGAUGCAUCAAUACCAAAUUGUCUAUCCAGUCAACCUCCAAAUAAGGACCGUGAGCAGGUACUGAACAUGGAAAAAGUCUAUCACCUACUGGAUCCCAAGGAUGAGUCAAACACCAGUGCCUGUGUUAAAGGAGCAUGGGCCAUUAUACAGCAAACCCUACAGCUGUAUUCCUUGGAUGAAUUGUGUAUCAGUUUCAAUGGCGGCAAGGACUGCACUGUACUAUUACACAUUUUACAUGCUGUGGUUAAUAAGCUGUCACCCCCACCCAAAAAACUGAAGGCUUUGUACAUUCGCUAUGACUCACCAUUUCCUCAAGCAGAAGAGUUUAUCUCGGAAACAACUGAAAGGUACAACUUGAAUCUCCUAACUAUGACGGGAGAUAUUAAAGCAGCCCUGAAGACUUUGAAAGAAACUCAGCCUGCAAUCAAAGCGAUCAUGUUGGGAACUAGAAGGCAUGACCCUUUUUCGGAUGCACUGCGCACUUUCUCUCCUACAGACCCAGACUGGCCACACUACAUGAGGGUAAAUCCAAUUUUGGAUUGGCAUCACGCUGAUGUGUGGUCUAUGAUCAGAGAGUGCAGUAUUCCAUACUGCUGUUUAUAUGAUGAGGGAUACACAUCACUGGGAAGUACCCACAACACAACCCCAAACCCUGCCUUAAAAUAUGACGACGGCAGCAACAUGUACAAACCUGCUUACAUGUUGGAAGAUGGACACCUCGAAAGGGCUGGUAGAAACUGAAAAGAAAAUUUGUUUUCUCUUGACAAUUUGUUGAAUACGAAUUUGUUUACCCCACAAAGGCAUUAACCCAAAAUCUACAUGUAACAUUUCUGAUAUAAUCUUGAUUAAUUUUUUAAUCUGAAUUAAUUUACUCUUAGUGACGUAAUUUCUUGCUGUUAGGUGGCUCCCUAUGGUUUUAGGAUGGCAUGUGGGAAGCUCAAGUAAUCUGUGCGCACUGGAAGGAAAACAUCAGUGUUUUUUUCGAUAUUUUAUGACAUCAACAUGAGCACAAAAAGCAAAACUGACAGUGAAUUUUCUUGCAUUUCCUUUGGUGAAAUUCCCUAAAAUUUUGGCGGGUUGGUAGUGAAUAUUUUACUUUAGUCAGAGCUCGUUUUUCAGGGAAAUCUAUAAGCCCAGUUU